CUUUGUCAUCCCGCAUGUCCGGUUAGGGAGUUAACUAACGUCAACUAAAUACUUAGCGAAUCUUCAGUCAGCCAGAAGGCGCCGAGUGACUGCUCCACAGCGUCAUCGCAUCGAGCUCUGUAGAAGCUGACAAAAACCACGACUGCGCCAGCUUGCUACAACUGAUCUUUUGCUGAGUCUCAGACAGAUUUCAUGCAUCGUUCACUGCUGCGAUCUACUCAGCUGCUCUACCAUCUUCAAUCGCCAAAGCGCCCCAGCUUUGCCACUUUUUCCGUCUCCGCACGCAUCUCCGCAUUCAACCCCGGCGCAAGAACUAUGUCGACGGGAAAGAUCACCGAUUGGGUUGAUCCCAAAGACAAGUCCGGCGAGUUCAAGCGCGGAGCGUCCGUUUUCCGUAACUGGAUCUCGCGAGAGCCCGGCGCAACAUUCCCGCCUGAGAAGGAUCGAUACCAUCUCUACGUCUCACAUGCCUGUCCUUGGGCGCAUAGAACAUUGAUUGUCCGCAAACUCAAGGGUCUUGAGGAUAUCAUCCCGUAUACAGCCGUGCACUGGCAUAUGGGAGAGAAAGGAUGGCGGUUUGCGACGCCCGAUGAGAAUGUCCCCGGUGACAAUGUCACCCCUGACCCUAUUCACCCGGAGUUUACUCAUCUUCGGGAUAUCUAUUUCUCGGUAGAUCCCGAGUAUAAGGGAAGAUUCACCGUUCCUACUUUGUACGAUAAGAAGACGAAGCGUAUCGUGAGCAACGAGAGCUCCGAGAUCAUCCGCAUGUUCUACUACGAAUUCGAUGACCUCCUUCCCGAAAAGUACAAGAAAGUCGAUCUCUUCCCUCCAUCUCUUCGCUCCGAGAUCGAAGCGACUAACGACUGGACCUACAACGACGUCAACAACGGCGUGUACAAGUCCGGCUUCGCUACCACACAAGAAGCCUACGAGAAGGCCGUCAAGACGCUCUUCUCAUCCCUUGAUCGGAUUGAAGCUCAUCUGGCAGAGCGUCAAGCCAAGUCUUCCUCGCCCUUCUACUUCGGCGACUCUGUCACUGAGGCUGAUGUUCGUCUCUACACGACUGUUAUCCGCUUUGAUCCCGUGUACGUCCAGCAUUUCAAGUGCAAUAUUCGCGAUAUCAGAUCCGGAUACCCGGCUAUUCAUCGUUGGUUGAGAGCGCUGUAUUGGGAUAUUCCGGCUUUCAAGGAGACGACCCAGUUUGAGCACAUCAAGAAGCAUUAUACGAAGAGUCAUGCACAGAUUAACCAGUUUGCGAUCACCCCCGUGGGACCUGUGCCGGAUAUUCUGCCGAAGGAUCAAGAGGUCGCGGCAGUGAGGAAGUAAAGGGUUCCAUUGAAUGUUACGACCAGCUCGAGCCAUCUGAUGUAUAAGAUAUCAUGAGAAUAAUGAAUGGAAUGGAAUGAUCAGAUACAAGCAAGUAUGCGCGAAGCUGGAAAAAACGAAAAUAAAGAAUAACGUAAAUUAAGUGCACUGUAUCCUCCAAUAUGGCGACGUGCGUUCUAUCUAGGCGCCAUAAAUGUCAAGGUGACCAAGCAUGACGUAGGUUAAGUCGUUAAAAUACAAAACGUUCAUCUUUCGAAAACGGAGUAUAGACCUCCUGUAUAUAUGAAAGAUUGUGUUCCACGUAAAUCAAAAAUCCUCCUAUAUUUGAGGACACCGAGCCAAGUCACGCCAUGCUAUGCUGUCUAUGUGCAGUUGGUGUCAAAAGAUGAAA
This is a messenger RNA of Paecilomyces variotii, 1717 nucleotides long. Its product is annotated as glutathione S-transferase omega-like 2. The transcript is spliced from 5 exons. The coding region runs from base 193 to 1326 and encodes 377 amino acids. NCBI's taxonomy places the organism in Eukaryota, Fungi, Ascomycota, Eurotiomycetes, Eurotiales, Thermoascaceae. Gene Ontology annotation, cellular component: cytoplasm. Gene Ontology annotation, molecular function: glutathione transferase activity. The record is from RefSeq and is a predicted model, not a curated record.